Benincasa hispida (wax gourd) is the source of this 1381-nucleotide messenger RNA. RefSeq names its product chloroplast RNA-binding protein 33 (gene CP33). Lineage: Eukaryota; Viridiplantae; Streptophyta; Magnoliopsida; Cucurbitales; Cucurbitaceae. Gene Ontology annotation, cellular component: chloroplast thylakoid membrane. The record is from RefSeq and is a predicted model, not a curated record. Gene Ontology annotation, molecular function: mRNA binding. Gene Ontology annotation, biological process: chloroplast rRNA processing.
AAAAUCCGAUCAAAGCAACCUUAUCCAGUUAGAUUAUCAUCUUUGAAUUUCUGAAGCUCCCCAAUCCCCAAGGGCUUCCCGGAGCAGAAAUCCAUCCCUACCACUUGGGGAUUCCACCAUUUCCACUUUCUUCUUCAAAUGUCAGCUUCUUCUGUCUCAAUGGCUGCUGCAGCAGCACCCUCAGUUUCAUCUUCUUCUCCACUCAGCAAGAAACUCUUCUUCACUCAACAUCCCAACCAAAUUCCCUCUCAUUUCUCUCCAAAACAAAACCCAUUGAAGCUUCUCAACCUCACAAUCCAUUUACCCAACUUUUACCCUCUUUCCUUCUCCUCUCCUUCUCAUCUCCACAGUGUACCUCCUGCUUUCGAUGGGCUCGAAGUCUCCGACCCAGAAACAGAAUACGCAGAGAUUCAAGAAUCGGAUGCAGAAGAAGAAACCCAAGAGGAAGAUGAACAAAAGGUAUCGGUAUCUCGCGAAGCAGGGAAGCUUUAUAUUGGAAAUUUACCAUAUGCUAUGACUUCUUCCCAAUUGUCUGAGGUCUUCGCCGAAGCUGGUCAUGUGGUUUCUGUACAGGUUAUAUAUGACAAAGUUACGGAUAGGAGUAGGGGAUUUGCAUUUGUGACAAUGGCAACUUUGGAGGAAGCUAAAGAAGCAAUUCGGAUGUUUGAUGGCUCUCAAAUCGGUGGUCGAACCGUUCGGGUGAACUUCCCUGAAGUGCCAAGGGGAGGAGAAAAGGAAGUCAUGGGGCCAAAGAUAAGAAGCAGCUAUAACAAAUUUGUAGAUAGUCCUCACAAGAUAUAUGCAGGGAACCUUGGUUGGGGUCUCACUUCUCAGAGUCUUAGAGAGGCUUUUGAAAACCAACCGGGGAUAUUGAGUGCCAAGGUCAUCUAUGAUAGGGCAUCUGGAAAAAGUAGAGGUUUUGGAUUUGUAUCUUUUGAAACUGCUGAGGAUGCAGAGUUUGCUUUGGAGUCCAUGAAUGGAGUGGAAGUUGAAGGGCGGCCGCUUCGUUUGAACAUUGCUGCAGGACGGGCCCCAACUUCUCCAGCAGCAUUCCCAAGGACCGAGAAUACCAUUGACAGCAAAGAAUUGCUUACAAGUAUCAGUGCCUGAAAUCUGAUGAUGAAAAUUAAACUGAAAUUGAAGGCUAAGGAAAUUGUUCUGCAAAUUGCACAGAUUCAGGUCAUCCGUCGAAAUUUUCUUUCAUUCCUUGCUCAACUACCAAGGAAGGCCUAGAUUUUUUCAUUGAGUGGUGUGAGUUGAGGGAAAGUGUGAAAAUGUUGCCAUGGGUUAACGAGUUUUUUAUGUAUGACUUGAGAAUUGGACUACAUGUCUCUUUGCUGAGUUAAUACUAUAAUAUUCAUCUCUCGGCCUUUUCUUACCU